Molecule: messenger RNA, 234 nt
Organism: Ambispora leptoticha
Lineage: Eukaryota; Fungi; Glomeromycota; Glomeromycetes; Archaeosporales; Ambisporaceae
Source: the annotation of a GenBank genome assembly
CUUGACGUGCACGGCCAAGAACUAGUAAUUAGCGGAGAAUAUGCUCAACAUCAAGACCUUUCUAAACACAAUAUUAUCCGAAAAGAGCGUAAAGCCGGUAAAUUCCGAAGAGGUAUUACGAUUCCACAUGGGUUCAAAACGGAUGAUAUCGAUGCACAAUAUAAAGAUGGUGUAUUAACAGUGAAGAUUCCAAGAAAUCUUGAAUUUAAGCCAAAACGUGUCAAUAUUAAAUAA